GGGUGUGCCCCGCCUCUCGCUCGAGGUCAGCAUGGGCCCUAAUGAGGGCAAGCAGUAUAGAACAAAAUACAGCUACUUUUGCAUUACAUUGAGAAAGAAAGAUGCCGAUAUGGGCUUCGGAGGACGCUGCUGCUGCUGUUUUGCUCUCUCAAACGGCUAUGACACUCCCACCAACCUCGGCGAUCUGGGACAAGACCUGAUCGGACCUCCAGCUCAGUGUUUUUCAACGACUGUGCCGUGGCACACUAGUGUGCCGUGGGAACGUAUCCAAUUUCACCUCAUUAUUAUCCGCAAAUAAUGUGCCGUUGCCGAGUGUCUGUGCUGUCUAGUAGUGAUCGGCAGAGUAACCAUGUAAUACACUUCCAUAUCAGUAGGUGGCAGCAGGUAGCUAAUUGCUUUGUACAGGCAAAAUAAUCGAUGCAUGGAUGUCAGAUGGCGAUGACAGUGGUAUUGUGGCGAGCGAAACAGUGAUGGACAAGUUUUUGAAAAGGAAAGAUGCUAACUCUGAACUGCACCCUGGAAAAAAAUCAGACCCAGAUGAAGGCCCAAGUAUGAGGGGAGGUGAAAAGAAAGCAAAGACGGAUAACUGAAGCAAAAUCUCUUGCACGAGGCAAUACUAGCUGGCUUUCAUUUGGAUUUACUUUCACUGGGGAUGCAAGGAAACGACUACGUGUGUGGUGAAAAGAUACACAACAAUACUCUGGUCACAAAGUCCGGGAUUGGUUAAACAGAUUGAUGCCACUUGCGAGGCGCACCUCUGAGCCCUCUCAGGUGUGAGUAAAGAGGAGAGGAUCGUUCAGUGAUGCAGGACAACCGAGACGAUGUUCUGGGGCUACAGCCACAGACACAAUGCCUACGAUGUGGGAACGCACUGGACUGGUCAGAGGCGCACCGCGUCCUCCAGGGCUGUUCAUGCUGCGCCACAGUGGAUGAAACCACAGAGAACGUACCCACAGGCUCGGCCAGGAGAACCAAGGCACAGGAGAGUCAAUGGCCAACUGGAAGAGUGGGUGACAUUGAAUUCAUUGGUGCCACCAAAACAAAAGGAAAGUUUUUGAGAGCGCAGAGCGAUACCGACCCAGCGCUCAUCUUCCAGAUGCUGACAGAGGAGUGGGGUCUCGCUGCUCCACACCUGGUAGUUGCACUAGUGGGAGGAGAUGAGUUGGCUCAGAUGAAGCCCUGGCUUAGGGACACUCUCAGAAAAGGUCUUGUGAAAGCGGCACAGAGUACAGGGGCGUGGAUCUUGACUAAUGGUCUUCGAUUUGGCAUCACCAAGCACUUGGGCCAGGCUGUACGAGAUCACUCCUUGGCUAGCACGUCUGCAAAAGUUCGUGUGGUGGCCAUUGGCAUCGCACCCUGGAACAUGAUCCACAACCGAGAGGCAUUACUCAGCGCCAAGUUGGGUGAGCCAGCAGUGUACAAGCCACAGGACUUACCCCAUGGGUCGGUUUAUUCCCUGGACAGCCACCACUCUCACUUUGUACUGGUGGAGGAGGAUCCAGGCAGACCUGGAGCUACCAGUGAAAUGAGAGUGAAGCUGCUGAAACACAUCUCUCUUCAGCGCACAGGCUAUGGAGAUACCGGAAGUUUUGAGAUCCCUGUCCUAUGUCUGCUGGUCCAUGGGGAACCUCGGAUCCUGAAGCGUAUGUGUAAAGGCAUUGGCAAUUCAACACCGUGGCUGAUUUUAGCAGGCUCAGGAGGUGUGGCUGACAUCCUUGUCACACUCAUAAACAGGGGCUGCUGGGACACAGAGAGUGUUCACGAGCUGCUGCUGGACACCUUUCCGAAUGUCUACCACAGCACGGACGUCAGAAACUGGGUCAAGCUGAUCCAAAAGAUACUGGACCAUGGGCAUCUCCUGACUGUCCAUGACCCUGAACAAGAAAGCUCUGAGCUGGACACAGUCAUCCUCAAAGCUCUUGUCAAAGCUUGUAAGAGUCAAAGUCAGGAAGCCCAAGACUUCCUUGAUGAAUUGAAGCUGGCUGUAGCCUGGAACCGUGUGGACAUUGCCAAGAGUGACAUCUUCAAUGGAGAUGUUGAGUGGAAGGCAUGCGACCUUGAAGAGGUGAUGAUGGAUGCACUGAUCAAUGACAAGCCAGACUUUGUGCGUCUUUUUGUCGACAACGGCGUUAACCUGGGAGAGUUCCUCACCUACGGACGCCUACAGGAGCUUUACUGGUCAGUGUCGGAGAAGAGUCUCCUCCAUAACCUGCUCCUUAAAAAGUAUGAGGAGAAACAACGUCUGCUUGGUACUGCAAGGACACCUGGGCCUCCUGGGCACUACCCCACUGAGCAAGGGGAACGAAAACCCCGUUUCACACUUUAUGAAGUUGCCAAAGUGCUCAAGGACUUUCUCCAUGACUCCUGCAAAGGCUUUUACCAAAAGAUUCCCACAGAAAAGCCAGCAAAGGGUCGACUGUUCCACAGCCAGAAGAAUCUGGCUGAACUGGAAGAGCGAUGCCAACAUCCUUGGAGAGAUCUUUUCCUCUGGGCCGUCCUUCAGAACCGACAGCAGAUGGCUAACUACUUUUGGGCCAUGGGCCAAGAGGCAGUGGCAGCGGCGCUGGCGGGGUGUAAAAUUCUGAAAGAGAUGGCACGACUUGAAUCUGAGGCCGAGUCUGCACGUAGCAUGAAGGAGGCCAAGUAUGAGCAGUUUGCCCUUGAUGUCUUUGGAGAGUGCUACUCCAACAGUGAGGACAGGGCGUAUGCAUUAUUAGUAAGGAGAACACAGUGCUGGAGCAAAUCUACAGUCCUCAACCUGGCAACUGAAGCUGAUGCCAAGUCCUUUUUUGCCCAUGAUGGAGUGCAGGCUCUCCUCACAAAGAUUUGGUGGGGAGCAAUGACAACAGACACAGCCAUCUCCAAACUUGUUGUGUCUUUCUUCUGUCCGCCUCUAAUCUGGACUCAUCUCAUAAAGUUCUGUGAUGAGGAGCUGGAUCAUUGUAACAACGAGGAACAGUUUAUGGAGCUGGACAGUUUGGACACGGAAAAGGUUCUACUGUUAACUGAUGAAGAUGACCCACUGGACUCUCCACCGGGAGGCCCAGCAGAUCAGAGCUGUGCAGCAGUGUGGUGGCGUUUCUUACUUCGUCGUUGGCGUCGUUUCUGGAGCGCUCCUGUCACUGUGUUCCUCGGUAACGUCAUCAUGUACUUUGCCUUUUUGUUCCUCUUCACCUACGUGCUCCUGUUGGACUUUCGCCCACCACCUCCCCUCGGCCCUGGAGCCCCAGAGAUAAUGCUCUACUUCUGGGUUUUCACCUUGGUGCUGGAAGAACUUCGACAGAGCUUCUUUUCAGAUGAAGAGUUGAACAUCUUGAAGAAGUUCAAGCUCUACGUGGAAGACAACUGGAACAAGUGUGACAUGGUUGCAAUCUCGCUCUUUGUCGUUGGCGUUUCCUGCAGGAUGAUUGACGGAACCUACGAGGCAGGGAGGACCGUUCUGGCUAUAGACUUCAUGGUGUUCACACUGCGGCUGAUCCACAUCUUUGCCAUUCAUAAGCAACUGGGACCAAAGAUCAUCAUCGUGGAGAGAAUGAUGAAGGAUGUCUUCUUUUUCCUCUUCUUCCUGAGUGUGUGGCUUAUCGCGUACGGGGUGGCCACGCAGGCUCUUCUCCAUCCAAAUGACCCCCGGAUUGACUGGGUGUUUCGCAGAGCCUUGUAUCGACCCUACCUGCACAUUUUUGGCCAGAUUCCCCUGGAGGAAAUAGACGCUGCACGGAUGCCUGAGACGAACUGCACCAAUGACUCAGAGGAGAUUAUCAUGGGCCGACGGCCACCAUGCCCUAAUGUUUAUGCCAACUGGCUGGUGAUCCUGCUUCUGGUCAUCUUCCUUCUAGUCACCAAUGUCCUGCUGCUCAACCUCCUCAUUGCCAUGUUUAGCUACACAUUCCAAAUUGUACAAGGCAACACUGAUAUUUUCUGGAAGUUCCAGCGAUAUAACCUGAUUGUGGAGUACCACAGUCGCCCAGCACUGGCUCCACCAUUCAUUAUCAUUAGUCACCUCUCACAGCUCCUCCUCAGCCUUGUUAAGCAGCCCGAGUCCAAGCAGGAGCAUCUUGAGCGAGAGCUGCCAGCUGGGUUGGACCAGCGGCUGAUAACAUGGGAGACCGUACAGAAAGAAAACUACCUGGCAAAACUUGAGCGCCAACAUUGGGACAGCAGCGACGAGCGACUCAAGAGCACAUCCUCAAAGGUUCAAAGCUUGCUGAGGAUUAUCGGUGGGGUUAAGGACCAAGAGAAACGGCUGGCAUCCCUGGAGGCUCAAGUCAGAUACUGUGGUGAGGUGUUGUCCUGGAUGGCAGAAUGCUUUAGUCUCAGCACACUGAAAUGUGGGAAAGAGGCUCCAACUGCUCCAAGCUGGAAGGCAAGCAAUGAUGCCCAUCAAAAUCAACCCAAGAAAAAAGACAAAUAAGCAAACAUUGUUACACUGAACAUGAAUACAUACCUGUCAACACUGGCAUUUGAAAAUAUGGGACAUUUUCCGGGAAAUAAAUAAAAUACAGGUCAUUUGUGGGAAACUAGUUCAACGGGAAGGCGACGGGCGAAAAGCGGGAGUUUCCCUGGGAAAACGGUAUGGAUUGGUAAGUAGUAAAAAUUUUAUAUUGACCACAUUUAUUUUAGACAUUCUGCAGAAAUAUAUAGACAAACUGAUAUGGACUCCACUCUCCCUUUUUAACGUAUCUUAAUGUAAUCAAUAUUUUUGGUGAUUUUCUUUCAUUUCUGUUGAUUCAUUAUGACUGUCUGUGUCAUCCAUCCUUCCAUGACAAUAAUGACAAUGAUAAUAUUUACUUCUCUUGAAAAUUUUAUUUGUUUUUAAGUGUCUAUCUGUACAAUAGGUUAUACAUUAUGUCUGUAUGUCAUGGAUGAGAACGUUUGUUCUCCUUUACAUCUUGUGGGGAAGAAAAUAAAAGAAGAAGAAAAAGAAAAUACAUUGCAUAAAAACUGUGAUGCCAGCUUGUUUUUUUUUUUUUUUUUUAGGAAAGAUACAAUUUAAACGUGCCAAAUAUUUUAA
Molecule: messenger RNA, 5011 nt
Organism: Dunckerocampus dactyliophorus (ringed pipefish)
Lineage: Eukaryota; Metazoa; Chordata; Actinopteri; Syngnathiformes; Syngnathidae
Gene: trpm5
Product: transient receptor potential cation channel, subfamily M, member 5
Exons: 27
Coding region: 803-4411 (1202 amino acids)
Biological process (GO): calcium ion transmembrane transport
Cellular component (GO): membrane
Molecular function (GO): ligand-gated calcium channel activity; calcium-activated cation channel activity
Source: RefSeq, a predicted model, not a curated record